Molecule: messenger RNA, 1053 nt
Organism: Cricetulus griseus (Chinese hamster)
Lineage: Eukaryota; Metazoa; Chordata; Mammalia; Rodentia; Cricetidae
Source: RefSeq, a predicted model, not a curated record
AUGAAGCGGGCAAAGCAGCUACCAAGCGUUAGUAAGAAACUGGCAAAUGUUCCAGAAUUACCUUAUAAAAAGGGACUACUUAAUUCACCACCUAAGUCAAAAGAAAAACAUAAUGCCAAGGCACAGCAUGAUAAAAUCGAACCAAUGGUCUUAAGGUCUCCACCCACAGGAGAAUCAAUUGUGCGGUAUGCCUUGCCAAUACCAUCUAGUAAGACAAAGGAUUUAAUAACAGAAGAUGAAGUGGUCAAGAGGAUUGCUAAACACCUGAAGAUGGUGGUUGCUGCUUUGGAAAACACAUAUGGAACUGUCAAUGAAGAUGGAGAAAGAACAGGACUGAAACGUAAAGAGGAAAGCUCAACUUUAUCUGUUGGUGAUGAUAUGAAUUCAUUUUUGUUGUGCUGCUCACAAUUCGCUUCCCAGCUGGAGGAAGCAGUUAAGGAAGAACGGAACAUUUUGGAGUCUCUUUUCAUGUGGUUUCAGCAACAAGUCAACCAAAUGGAGGAGAUAAGUAGAGACCAAAGCAAUUUUGAAGAAGAUCUUCCAUCAGACGAUAAAACAGUUGAUUUAAACAUUUCACAAAUAGCAAAUCUGGUACAUAAAUUUGAAGAGCUAAAAAACCGCCUGAAAGAGCAAAGGGGAUCCCUGGGGACCAAACACAUGGAUAAAGAUAUUGUGUCAGAAACAAUGAAAAGUUUUGAAGCUAUAGAGAAGCAAAUUGAAGAAUUCAUAAAAUCCCACCCAGAGUUUGAAUCUCAAUUUGUGUCUGAAGUUGAAUCAGGCACUCCUUAUUCAUUGACUGAUCGGAUGAGUAUUAUGAUUAAAAUAUUUGAAAAUCAGACAACUAUGUUAGAGAGAGCUUUAAAUGAUCAGAGUAUAAUUGAGACUAAAUAUAAACAGAUGGAAACUGAUUUUCAAGUAUUAUUAUUGGAGAAAACCUUACUGGAAAGUGAAAUACAGAAGAUGAAAGUUCCAGAGAAAGCAAAGCCUACAGGCAAAGACGAACGAACCAAGAAACCCCCAAGACCAGAAAGGAAAAAAGAAUCAGAAAGGUAA